Cannabis sativa is the source of this 548-nucleotide messenger RNA. Its product is annotated as stress-response A/B barrel domain-containing protein HS1. The transcript has 2 exons. The coding region runs from base 61 to 393 and encodes 110 amino acids. Gene Ontology annotation, biological process: pollen tube adhesion. The record is from RefSeq and is a predicted model, not a curated record. Lineage: Eukaryota; Viridiplantae; Streptophyta; Magnoliopsida; Rosales; Cannabaceae.
AUAUUAAUCGAUAAACCAUUUUUAUAAACUCAUAUACAGUGUAGAGAGAGAGAGAGAGCAAUGGAAGAAGCGAAAGGAGUGGUAAAGCAUGUGUUGUUAGCAAAGUUCAAAGAGGGAACUUCAGAUGAUCAGAUUCAACAACUUAUCAAGGGCUAUGCCAAUCUCCUCAAUCUCAUUCCAUCCAUGAAAUCCUUCCACUGGGGAAAAGAUGUGAGCAUUGAGAAUCUGCAUCAAGGGUUCACUCACAUAUUUGAAUCAACCUUUGAGAACACAGAGGGUGUUGCUGAGUAUGUAGCUCAUCCUGCCCAUGUUGAAUUUGCAAAUGUUUUCCUUUCAAAUUUAGACAAAGUUGUUGUUUUUGACUACAAACCCACCACAGUACUUCUUCCCUAAACCCCCAAAGAAAAAGAAAAAAACCAAAUCUUGUGGUUGUAUUGAUGAUGUUUGCUCUUAUUACUUUUGAUAUUCAAUAAUGGGAAGUGAAUGUUAUAUUGAUCCCUUUUUUGUGUUUUUGGUGAAUAUGAAUGCUAGCUAUUUGAGUUGUGCUU